Molecule: messenger RNA, 12336 nt
Organism: Dromaius novaehollandiae (emu)
Lineage: Eukaryota; Metazoa; Chordata; Aves; Casuariiformes; Dromaiidae
Gene: USP33
Product: ubiquitin specific peptidase 33
Exons: 25
Coding region: 438-3209 (923 amino acids)
Biological process (GO): protein deubiquitination
Cellular component (GO): cytoplasm
Molecular function (GO): cysteine-type deubiquitinase activity; zinc ion binding
Source: RefSeq, a predicted model, not a curated record
AAGCAGAGUAAGAGCCUGGUGCCACCAUCUUUGUACGGGGCAGGGCUCACGUGAGCGGCGGAGACGCUCCGCGCGGCCAUUUUUGUGCGGGGCGCGCUUUGCGUGCGGGGUUGCCGCAGCCGCGGCCGGUGGGCGUCUGGGUGAGGAGCAGGCGGCGCUGCCGCGGCUUAGCCGUGCGUCUCUGCCGUUGCGGCGGCGUCCUGGGCGGCGGAGCUGCGUCUGCCCACCCGCCAAGCAGGGCCGCAGUCCCUGGGGAGCGGGAUUCGCCUCGGCAGGAGCUGCGGGGCUCGGUGCGGCCCGGCCCGGUUCUGGGUCCCACGCACGGUGCGACCUUCAGCCGCUCUGAGACCUUGAAAGGACAGAAAACUCUAUCAAGGGAAAGCUUGCUGAGCGUUCUGUACUACGUAUGCAGGAUAUAGGAAAACACAGCUUCUGAAAUGUCAUCGCUCGGCAGCGAUUGCCCACACUUGGAAUCAGUGGGUGAGAUAACAAAAGAGGAAUUGAUACAGAAAUCUCAUGGCACUUGUCAGGACUGUAAAGUUAGAGGACCCAACCUUUGGGCAUGCUUAGAGAACAGAUGUUCAUAUGUUGGCUGUGGUGAAUCCCAUGUAGAUCACAGUACCACCCAUUCCCAGGAAACAAACCACUGUCUAACUGUCAACCUUACUACACUCCGUGUUUGGUGUUAUGCCUGUAGUAAGGAAGUAUUCCUGGACAGAAAAUUAGGAUCUCACUCUCCACUACCAAAUGCAAGACUGUCUCAUCAAGCACAAGAAAAUAAUGUGCAGGAUUUUAAAAUACCUAGUAAUCCUGUACUGAAGAUUCCACUAGCAGCUGUAUUUGAUGAUCUAGAUACAGAAGUGGAAGAAGAUGAGUUAAAGACUAGAGGUCUUACAGGAUUAAAAAAUAUUGGAAACACAUGUUACAUGAAUGCAGCUUUACAGGCUCUUUCCAACUGCCCACCUUUGACACACUUUUUUCUUGAUUGUGGAGCCUUAGCCAGAACAGAUAAAAAACCAGCAAUUUGUAAAAGUUACCUCAAGCUGAUGACAGAACUCUGGCACAAAAGCAGGCCUGGUUCUGUUGUUCCUACUGGCUUAUUUCAAGGAAUUAAAACUGUUAAUCCAACAUUUCGAGGCUAUUCUCAACAGGAUGCACAAGAAUUUUUGCGUUGUCUAAUGGACUUGCUUCAUGAAGAACUAAAAGAGCCAGUUGUAGAAGUGGAAGAUGCCCAGCCUAUGAGCGUUGAAGAGAGUAUGGAAGGAGACAAGAGCCCAUCAGAUGUAGGCUUUCAGUCUUGUGAAUCCUGUGGUACCAGUGAAAAAUCAGAAAAUGAGUGCCUCUUCAAGCCUGUCUUAGAGGAUAUUGCAGAGACAACUAUGUUAAUUCAGGAUGAUGAAAACAGCUCAGUCAUGUCCAAAGACUGGCAGAAAGAAAAAGCACUGUGCAACAAGCUUAACCAAGAAAGUUCUGUGGAAGACUUAGAAAAAAAUGCAAAUGCUGCUUCAGAAACCACUGAAUUUUUAAAUAAUCAAGGAACUGUCAAAGUACAGAUACACAGCAGAUUCUCAGAAUACAUCAGUGAUGUCCACAUGAAUGAUCUAUCUACAGUCCAAAGCCACUCAUCAAAUGAAGGGAUGAAUGCACGCUUAUCAAACAGUCCUCCAAAAUCAUGCUCAUCGUGCCCUAUGCUGGCACCAGCCCACAAAAAAGUUUCAGCUGUGUCCUCACCAAAAAGGAAGAGACGCAAGAAGUACAGGAGUGUUAUCUCUGACAUAUUUGAUGGAACUAUAAUAAGCUCAGUACAAUGCUUGACUUGCGAUCGGGUGUCUGUAACCCUGGAGACCUUUCAGGAUCUGUCUUUGCCUAUUCCAGGUAAGGAAGAUCUCGCUAAACUCCAUUCUGCAAGUCAUCAGACUUCUCUAGUCAAAGCAGGAUCAUGUGGAGAAGCAUAUGCACCGCAGGGAUGGAUAGCUUUUUUUAUGGAGUAUUUCAAAAGGUUUGUUGUCUCAUGUGUUCCUAGCUGGUUUUGGGGUCCAGUUGUAAACUUACAAGAUUGUCUUGCUGCCUUUUUCGCCAGAGAUGAGCUCAAGGGUGAUAACAUGUACAGUUGUGGAAAGUGUAAAAAGUUAAGAAAUGGAGUUAAAUUCUGCAAAGUGCAAAAAUUUCCUGAGAUAUUGUGCAUUCAUCUCAAAAGAUUUAGACAUGAACUUAUGUUUUCCACAAAAAUUGGGACUCAUGUAUCCUUUCCCCUGGAAGGACUUGAUCUUCAGCCUUUCCUUGCUAAGGACAGUCCAGCUCAAAUAGUGACUUAUGAUCUGUUAUCUGUCAUCUGUCAUCAUGGAACUGCCAGCAGUGGACAUUAUAUAGCUUAUUGUCGAAACAAUCUAAAUAAUUUGUGGUAUGAAUUUGAUGACCAGAGUGUCACAGAAGUAUCUGAAUCCACUGUGCAAAAUGCAGAAGCAUAUGUUCUCUUUUACAGGAAGAGCAGUGAAGAAGCACAGAGAGAAAGACGGAGGAUAUCAGGUCUACUGAAUAUGAUGGAACCAAGUCUUCUGCAGUUCUAUGUUUCCAGACAAUGGUUAAAUAAAUUCAAGACUUUUGCAGAGCCAGGACCAAUUUCAAAUAAUGAUUUUCUCUGUAUGCAUGGAGGCUUUCUUUUCCCCUCCCCGGCUUCUGCUUUUGCAGGUGUUCCUCCACCCAAGGCAAAUUUCAUAGAAGACCUGGUUGUAAUGCUACCUCAAAAUAUAUGGGAUAAUCUGUAUAGCAGGUAUGGAGGUGGACCAGCUGUUAAUCAUCUGUAUGUUUGUCAUACCUGCCAAAUAGAGUCUGAAAGAAUUGAAAAAAGAAGGAAAAACGAAUUGGAAAUGUUUAUUCGGCUUAACAGAGCAUUCCAAGAAGAAGAAUCUCCAUCAACUUUUUACUGCAUCAGCAUGCAAUGGUUCAGAGAAUGGGAAGGAUUUGUAAAGGGCAAAGACAGUGAGCCUCCUGGUCCUAUUGAUAAUGCCAAGAUUGCAGUCACAAAAUGUGGAAAUGUUGUGCUAAAGCAAGGUGCAGAUUCUGGACAGAUAUCUGAAGAAACAUGGAAUUUUCUUCAGUCAAUCUAUGGUGGAGGUCCAGAGAUUAUACUCAGACCACCUGUUCCUCCAGUAGACCCUGAUAUCUUGCAAACAGAGGAGAAGAUUGAAUUAGAAACUCAUGGUCUGUAGCUGUUGAGAUAAAGAUCAACGUGUAAGGAAUUCAGCUUCCUUACAAAAUGCCCCAAUACAUUCCUGAAAGUUUAUUUCCUAAUGUUUGUAGGCGGCAAAGCUCACUGGGCAUUAUGUUAACUAAAGAAUAGUAAGUUGAAAUAUGUAUUACAAAUUGCUUAAAUAGAGACUUGUUUCCCUGUUUUGGAAGGCAUGUGGUUUGUACAUUUUGGAGUGUUUAGUCAGUGGAAAACAAUGUAACUUCUGGACUUCCUGGUAUAAGUCAAAAUCCUGUAGUAACCUUAGACUUGAAAAAUUGGAGCAAAAUUUUAGAGAUGUCAUAAAGUAACUUUAUUGAUUCCUGAUUGGGCUUCUGAUAUCUACAAACUGCUGCCUGUUUUAACUGUACAGUUUUGACAAGCCUAGGUAUAAGGGGAGUAUAUUUUAAAUGGAUCACAAUCAUUGAUUUAAUAGAAGGAAAAAAAAAUAACUUCCUAAAUGCUCAGGAAAAAUUGUCUUGCUUUUUUUGCACUGUAAGUAUAUAAAACAAGUAGUAUAUAACAUCCAAAUACUUUUGGUAUUUGAAUGGAUCAAAUAUUAGUCUAGAUGGAAUAUUGUUUUAGUCAGCAAAUGUCAUAAUUUAUUACCUACUAAAUUUUACAUAUUAUAGGCUUCUGUAACUCUAUAAGCCUGGCUAGUAUCUUUAAUAAUAUCUGUGACAAAAAAAUUUUAGUCUUCUCUAGAGUGAUGUUUGAGAGCAUGAAGUGUGAAAUGUAAAAUGAUUAUGGACAUGAGUGGUAUAAAUUUGAGAAAUUAAAUUGUCUGGUCUCCUGAAUUACAUUAACAAAACAGUUCCUUUAAAGGCUUUUAUUGUGUUGUUAAAAAUACUCAGUGGCAUGAUGACCUAUGAUGUCAGAAGCUGGAUGAAAUAUAUAUAUAUAUAUUGCAAAACUUUACUGAAUGAUUCAUAUUGGAAUGCAGAAUGGCAUUUGCUCGUGUUUUUUGCCUGAUAUUGUUACCAAAUAUGCAGCAUUAUUCAAGGCUGGAUCAAUAAUAAAAAAAACUUCAAUUGUGGAAGGGGGGAGAAAGCUUUCUUAAAUGUUUUUCAUUUAUUACAUCAAUACAAAACCUUUCAAAGCAAUGCUUUGAUACUGCUUUUGCACCCAUAUAAGUGUAUUCCUUGACCGCUUUACAUUUAGGCACUGAUGUUGGCAGUUUUAGCUCCAAAGUGGGCAAAUGUUGAGAACGUUUGUCUAUACAACUUUAUAUAUAGUAUAAAACUGUUUUUUGCCUUUGUAAAGCACUAAAAGCCAUUCUGGUUAAAGAACCACAUAGGACAAUCCUAGACUGUGUCCUGUAACCUAAAGUACUUGACCCUGCUGCUGAAGUGCCACAUAGCAGGAGUCAGUUCUGUCUGAGUAACUAAAAAUCCCAGUAUUUUACUCGCCCUACCUGAGAAGGGCUAGAGCAAGGAACAAGAGGAAGCUGGGUUUGUAGUAUGUAUGUUACUUUUGAUCCCCUGAACUCAUCACCUUUACUUUGUCAAUAAUCUGAUACCAUUUAGUAUUUCUCUGUAGUUCUUGUAGCAUACUUUGAACUAAACCAAAUUUAUGUUCCUGUUUCAGAUGAUACAGCUUAUAAAAGCCACAUAUAGAAUACAUUGUACUUCAGCAUUUUGCUUUGCUCUAAGUUUUUUGUCUUUGUGAGGUAAGCUGGAGUCUAAUGGGAUCAAGUUUUGUACACUUUUUUGGCUCCUAAGUCCAAUAGGAAAGAACUAAAAGAGUAGGUGACUUGCACUUCCAAUCUGCAGCUACGUAACUUAAAGCAUAUAUAAAGUCAUAUAUAAUCUCCUUUAGGGGUGCAUUGGCUUAAGACGGAGGUAGGUACAGAGGAGAGCUCUGGAGAGACUGGGAGAAAGAAUACUGGCAGUCUUGUUUAUAGAUAAGUAUGAGGCACAAAAAAUGGAAAGGAAAUUGAUGGAAUGUGUUUUUCACCCCUAAGUAAGGCCUCCAAAUCAAGAGAAAUUAAAGGAAUCCAUCCUAGAUAAAUUAGGCUUGCACUGAACUAAAGGAAAUUUUUUUAAAUCUUAAAUGCUGAUACAAUGUGAAUAAAGCAGUGCAAAUAGGAGGAAAUUGACAGCAUAUGAAGCUCAUAAUUAUAUGAAUAAGGAAAAAAAUUACUCAAUUUUAAAUUGUCAUAGGUAACUCUUGCCCAGCCUGUUAAGUUUCUGAACUUAAAUGUUUCUCCUUAAAUUCUAAAGAAGGUCUUGGGAUAUCUGCAGCUGAGAAGCCUUGCAUGUACACAGAGUAAAUCUAAAGGAACACCAAGCACAGCCCUUAACUAUCUGACCAUGCAUUUCUACAAUUUUACAUUAAUAGAUAAGGCACCUUGAAGUUAAUACCAAGUUUCCCCUGCUAAGUACAUGGUAAACAAACAUAUCAGUUACAGCUAUGAAGUUAUAUCACUGUUGAAGGUAAGCAUAACUUGCUUAUGAACAGUCAAUAGUAAUUUGCUGACAUUGGUCUGUGGGAGGCACUUCUAGCUUCCCACCUCCAUUUAUUUAUUUUUAUCAGGAUGACUAAACUCAAACCUGGGUUUAUACUAUCUAGGCUGAACUUGUUCUUUGCUAAGCUUUUAUCUAAUUUAAGCUAUUUUUAAGGUUUUUUAAUACAUUAAAGCUGAAAAAAACAUUAAUAGCUCUGCAUACUUUGGGAAUAACUUCCCCUACGUGUUCUUAAUUGGAAACUUGAGAAAUACAUUCUUGGUUAAAUAACUGUACAGUGAUUAGGUUUACUAUUUUAUUUAAUGUUUCCACUAAUAAUCAGGAUGCUAGAACAGAAUGCACUUGUUUGGAGAAGAAAAAAAUAAAGACAAGAGAAAAAUGGAUUAUGAGAGUUGGACAUCAGUUUGUCAAAGGAAUGAAGCAGUUCUGUGUAAGUGUUCUGGGUAUUCUAGCAGAUCAGACUGACUAAGAGUUAAAAUCCAAUGAUGAUAAAAAACUGUUCUGGGUAAUGGUAACAAAAGCAUCAGAUGUGAGGCACAGGAGGUAAUUAUUAUGCUCUACUUGGUGGUGAGAUCUCAUCUGUACUGUUCCCAAUUCUGGAUACUAUAUAGUGAUAAAUACAAGUUGGGAGGAGAGUAUUUCAGAGAAGGAUUAACAAAACUCAGUUAUCUAACUUACAAGAACGUUGAAGGAAGAUGCAAGGCUUCUAAUGUGGAAACAGUUGAUGGAUGAUGGUUGAUUUUUUCCUAGAUAAGUAGGAAUAUUUGCCUAAAUAUUAGCAGUGAUUACCUGUACUGGAUAUUACAUAGCCUGUUUGAAAUUUUCUGCUAGCAAUUCUGUAGAAACUUUUUCAUUGAAUGUCUGGGAGUCCAUAGUGAAACAAACUGUGCAUGUACACAAGCCACUUCAAACUAGCAGUCAUGAAAUACCUCUGGUACCUUCAGGAAUGGGCAUCUUCCUACUACAGCUGUUUGUCAUGCUAAAAAAGAAAAAAAAAUCCCUGAGUUUGCAGAGAUAAAAUAGAUGUAUUUGGUUGUAAGACAGUUACAAAUGGAUGACUUCUCUAUGUUAGUGCUUUGAGAAUUCAGUAAGGGAUUUUAUGCCAUGGAAGUGAAAGUAGCCUGUUUGGCAUUCUCCCAAACUCUCUUAUUUUAGAUAGAUCUCUUGCAUAUACUGGAGGGAAUGUAACACUUCAGAGUAUAGGUACAGAAGAAACCUUGGCUGUGAAGAGAGCUCUGAUUCAAACCAGAGGGAGUGUUGCAGGAAGGGCUGUCGAAAUGAUUUUUUUUCUUCUGGAAGUGUUUAACUAGUCGUCCUGGGUUCUUUGUUCAUUUGUUUCCAGUUGAGGAAACAAGGCAGUGUGUUUGGAUGCCAGGGAAGCUGUCAUUUCAAGAAGAGGAAAAUUCAGUAGGGUCCUUGUUCCAGGCCUGGAAAUCUAGAUGUGGGCUACUAAAAAGGUACUGUUCAAUCUGAUAAUGUCAGUCCUCUCUUCUGAAGAAACUGGCCUACUAGCUUUAGUUUGAUUUCUCUCUAAAUUAUACUAUUUGCAAAAAAACUUGAACAACUAAUUCUUCAUCUGCACCCCCUUCCCUGCCAACCCCACCCAACAUCCAGAAGAAUGCUUCAAGUACUGCGUGAUAUAGCUAAAAAGUAUAACUGGGGGAAAAAAAUUAGUUGAAGAGCUAUUGAAUUAGUUACUGGUAAAAUAAAGCACUUCCACAAUAUGCUUCAGAAGUGAGAGGUAAGUAGUCCCCCUGCUUAAUGAAGCAAAUAAAAACAACCUGCUUGCUAGCUAGGAAAUUAUCCCCUGUUAUUAUUGACUUAAAGGCCAGUCUUUUCCUGCCAUGGGAAUAUUAGGAAAUGAAGGAAAUUUCGAAGACAGUUGUACAUGAUUCAGAUUAGGUAGUCCAGAAAGCAGUGUCUGCAAGUAGAAUCUAAAUUAGUCCCGUGUCUAGGGAUAAAUAUAAAUGCAUGUAAUCUAUUUCUCCAAUUUCAUAAUUGAACUAUGGCUGGAGGUACUAAAAUAAUUAAGUUCUACGUAGGAAUAAUGAUCUUGAGUAGAUGGAUCAGAUAGGAUUUUUUCAUUUUGUUUCAAAUAGAUAAAUGACACUUCAAUCGAAUGCUGUAAUGGGUGUCAGUCUUCUGUCAAUAAUGACCUGGAAGUUUGCUAGGUAAGUUAGAGACUUCAUAUGCUGUUCAAUAAUUGUACUAAAACAGGAUUUAAAAAGGGGGGGAGGGUGAAAGCCAUUUUUACUAAUUCAUAUCAAAAGAACUCAGAAUCCAUUUUGAUAACUUUGCAUAUUUUAUUUGAAUAGUAUUGUUAUUGUCAGCUGUUGAACUGCCUAGAUGCAGCAAAACCUUUUUAAGGUAUCAUCUAAUAUUUAGUUGAUGAAAUCUGCUGUAGGUUGGUAAGGUCUCUGAUGUGACACCACAAAUCUGAAUUCAAAUGAGUAAUGCCACACCUGUUGCUACACAUGUCCCUGGCAGUGGUAAGGAGAUUUUGCAUUUGAAAUGUAAGUCAUUUCUUUACCUUGAUGAUAUAUCUUAUCUGGAAGUUCUGCUCUCUAGCUUUGUGUGGGAGUUGCACAGUCUUGCUUAUCUGUUCUACUGACACAGCUAUGCUGAUAGGAAUGAGCUUCUGACCAAGCUAUUGAAGUAGAGAUGAGAAGCCUGGAGCCAACAAGUAGUAGUUCAUUAGUCCCUGAGUUUUGAGGCUAGAUAGGUGAUGAUGCACUUCUAGAAAUCUGUCCUUUCGGCAGAGUACUAUACUUGGUGAUAUCUGAAAGAAUUUGUAUUUAAAGCCUUUUGUAUAUUUGUAAGAUCCUGUGUUUUGGUAAAGACAGCCCUACAGAGAAGGAUUAUUUUAUAUCACUGUUGACUUAGUAUGUCCCUCUGACUGUGGGAUAUCUGCAUAAAGAGUUAGAAAUACAUUUGGCUGUAAAAUCUAUUAGACUGAUUAAAUAACUUUCACUUCACAAAUGAAAGCUAAGUAUGCCCAUGUAGGCCUGAUUUUUUUCUUGUGAAAUCUGGUGUAAUUUGCUGUAUUAAUGCAUUAUGCUAAUGUGCUAAUCCUUGUCAAGUUCAAAAUUUAGUGUGGGGGGUUUUUUGUAAUACAAAAUAUCCUAAGUUUCCUUAAAAAGACUAAAGCUGAGAAGUUUUUCAAGUUAUUCUUACAGGCGUUUAUUCGUAAUGAUGGUGCCAACAUUUAAUUUUUUGUUGUUGUUGCUGUUUGUGGUUGAUAGAUGUACUGUUGUUCAUCAUAAGUUCAUUUGGAAAAGCAAACCAGAGAUUGAGGAAAAUUUGCAGCAGAAUUUAAAGAUGAUCUGUUUAAAGGGGCAAGUGGAUUCUUCAUAUCUGCCAUAUGUGUUUUUUAUACUGAACUAAGAAAAUUCUGUUCCAUUUAUUCCUUUGAAUUCCCUAUAUACAUCUGGCUUAAUGCACUCUAAGCAGUUUUCUCACUGAAAACCUUUCAGCUCUUCAUUUUACCCAGGAAAUGAGUAAAACAACUAGGCUUUUUUAUUCUUCCAAACAGAUGGCUUUUCUGGCUUUCCUCUAUACUUGAGCCAUCCAGAGCUGACAAUUAGUAGCAGGAAGCAAAAUAGAUUCUAGAUUUCUGAAGCAUCACAAAGCAAGACAAAUCACUUCCAGCAUUAUUUCCCAGAAAUUGUCUGGUUGCAAACAAACUUGGUUCAUAUUAGCCUUAAAAUCUUAGCCGAUUAGAAAAUAGCCUCAUCAGUGACAAUUUUAAAAGGGCUAUUCCUACUAGCAGUGAAAAGCAUAACUUGUUUUCUUGAACAUACUCUAUAAUAUAUAUUGCUGUUUAAAACAUGUCAUUCAACAAGGUGAUGUGGCUUUUCUUCCAUUAAAAAAUGUUAGGACUAAGCACUGCCACACAAUAAAAUAAAAUGUAAUCUGUUUAUAACACAUUUAAUAUUGGGUACUUGCUUACAAUAUCUGUCCAACACAUUUUUCAUAGGAGGCUGAUACUACUUACUGUAUCGCAAAACUUUUCUCCCUUCCUAAAUGUGUGCUAGCUGUGACAUGUAGAUAGUAAAAGAAGGUUCAUUUGCAAGAAACCCUAAUGUGACUGAUAAGUUUUAUGGAUUCUUAGUGAUGCUACAUGCCAAGUCACUUGACCACAGGUUUCCUUGUAAAGGUCAUAGAUGGGUAGAUGUGCAACCUUUGGAAAAUGCAACAUGAAUCUGAUCCCUCAAAUAGGAAGCUGGAGUUAUUAGGAAUAGACUGGAUGUUCACAAACAGGCUUGUUUUGCCUCUGCAUGGCUAGUGAAUCUCAAUCACUUUUCUUAUGUGCUGGUUAUUUAUUCAGCAGUAUGAGAGGUGCAAGAUUCAGUAGUUGGUAUCGCUAAAAUGUCUUCAUAAUAUAAAGGAAGUUGAGAAAACUUAAUAUACUCAAUUGAUUAAGAAAUGUUUAAGUGCAACAAAUGUUUUUCACUUCCAGAUAUGUUUCUCCUUUCUCACUUGAAACUCCCAAAACUUAUUAAGAACUUGUAAGUUCCACUUUUGGAAUAACUUACCACAUGACAAGAGUAAAUCUUGAAGUACUUGGUUGAGAAGAAUAAAGAGGGCAGAGAAGAGAAAUGGAUUCUUAUAAGUAAGAAAAUCAUAGCUGAAAAUAAUAGGCAGCUGUCAAAAAUGAAGAAUAACAAUUUUCAUGUCUCUUAUCUCAAAGGAAAAUGCCAGUACCUUUUUUGUGAACAGUUUUGCCCAGAAGUGAGCAUUUUUCUAGGUGACUAAUUUUAUUUUAUCCUGUGUAUGUUUUUAUAAUGUACAUGCUAAAACAAGAUGUCCUGGUUACCAUGGUGAUGCAUUGCUUUUUUUUUUUCCCCCCUUCCCCUCCUCCCUUCUGUGUCUGUUAAAAUGCUAAAUCCAAAAGAACAGAGAUGCAGCCCUUGCUCAUGCUCUGAAUGCAUGCUUGUUUCCAUGAAGGAGCACACCUCUAUAGGUCCAAAAGUAAGAGUCUUUUAAUGAAACUUUCAGCUGUAAUGAAAGGAAUGCAUUCAUAUGUGCCAAAAUGCUAAUUGAUUGGCAACAUUAAUUCAGUUAAACGGUAUUUCCAAUUAUAUUUCUAGUCUAGUAAAAAAUGCUUAGACUGAUUUUUACAACUUAACUGUGCAAGCAAUAAGCAAGCUAUUUUUCAGCUAUGAACUCUUCUUUGAUGUCUCAUCCUCCUAAUAAUUUUUAGAAAGGGAAACACAUUGUCUCUUACCUUUUUGUCUUGCUUGUAGUGUAAUUAAUUUGCUUUCUAGCAAAGCAGUGUAGAAGAGGUAAUUUGUCUCUAAAACCAGAUCAGUAACAAUCUGAACUUCAUGUCUGACCUUGACUUUAAAGACACCAGUGCAGAAACUAGUCUUUCUGGACUCUUUCUGUAGAUAUUGAAAAAGAUAAAGGUAAGUCAGAGCAGGAACCCAGAAAGUGCUUCAAGCCUCCUAGAUACAGAAGAUGUAUCUAUUGAUAAGCUUUCCUGCUGGAAAGUGGCUAUCCUCCAGUCUAGAUUUCUAGUCCUGAACAAGGAUCCCUGCUUUUUAAAACGGAACUGUCAGUGGUGCUGGUGGCCACUCCUACAUGGUGGUAGUUCAAAUUUGAACUACCACCAUAUCUUUCACAUCCUCUAGAAGAGGGCCCUGAUUCCAGAACAUAGGCUUAGCUCUAGGAAUCUUUUCUGUUUAGAAAAAAAUGUGCCUUAGGGUUAGGCUUAAUUUUUGCAUUUAGACAUCUGCAUCUUGGAGACUUUUUAUCCAUUUUUUUCUGGUUUAUGUUGAACACAUCAUAUGCUGUUCAGUAUCAGAGUAACAGUAGAGCCCUCUAUUGUGGUUUAGGACCUGAAGGAAUAUGCAAGGUAGUCAAAACAGUAACAAGGAGAUUUCAUGACCUGACACACCUUUAGGUAGGUUGUGAACACAGUCUAAUGUGUUAUUGCAGACCCACUAAUACAGUGCUGCAUAUAUGUAACAAGUUUCUAAAGGAGAGGAGAAAGGAUAAAAAUGACUGUUUGGAUAGGAGUUUAUAACCCUGUAAGGGGUAAAACUCCUAGAGUGACCUAACUAUUAACAGUCAGAAAUGUUGAGAUCAAGAUCUCGGAGGCUGUUAUUUUAUGGAAGCCUGAAUCAAAGUUUAAAGAUCAGAAAAACAAUGUACUCAGUCUAAUGAAUUCUAAACUGGAUUAUUUUCAAUAAUGCACUGUAUUCAUUUCCUAUAUUGCCCAAUUUUGAAGCCUCUACUGAAAUUAGCAAAAGCAAUUUAAGUGGAAUAUUUCAUGAGCAAGGGGGUGGUUGUGUACUAUUGCAGAAUGUAGCCUAAUUAUUAUGAAAAAUAUAUAUCAAUUCUACUUAAUUGUAAAUGUAAUUUUUUUUAUUUUUACAUCUACUUGAAUUAGAUGACCACUACUUUAAAUAUACAGGCAUAAAGUGCAAAUAAACUAAUAACUUCCUAAAUGUAUCAUUUUGUAAUUGGCAACUUGCUUUUUCAUAAUAUAUUAUGGAACAUCUUUUAGUAAUUAAGGUGAACUCUGCAACAGGCUGUAUGGAUUGUAAAACUCCUAAAUUGUCUUAUGUGCACAUACUGUAAUAUAUCAGUGAUUGGAAACUGUUCUAUUUAACAAUUAAAACUUUUUUUCACUCUUUGCCA